GGUUCAAUCAAGGUCUCUUCACCGCGGGAACUGCCGCUGGCGGACUGGCCUGUGCCAAACAAAACAAAAGCUCUCCCCCACACCGGGACGUCACACCGAGUCGCGACAGCUUACACGCGACUCCUCAAUCCUGCAACUCCAGUCUCAACCAUUUGGCCAUCACCGCUAUACACGCCUUGCAGUUAGUUCAUCGCAAUGGCUCCCGGUCAGAAGGCAUACCCGCGCGGUACCGUCAAAAAGAUUGUCAAGGCUCACUCAAACUGCAACCUGAGCAAGAAUGUGGACGUAAUGAUCUAUCUCGACUAUGUUCUGUUCAUGCAGACACUGGUCAAAGAGGCCGCCAUUGAGUCGAAGAAGUCUGGCGAAAGAGGCAUCACGGCCCGAAGUGUCAAGAAGGUGACCUCGGAUACUCUCACCAAGUUCCGAGGUUGACAGUUCAACCCAUCGAUACCAGAGAUCCAGAAGCUAUUCGAGACUUACACAGGCCCAUCUACUUCGCGACCCGAGGCCGUCAGUGCCAUCAACUUGGCUGGAUACGCCAGAAUGCGAUCCUGAUGCUGCCACAUGGUGACCAGCAACACAAUAACAUGCCGGGUAGAGAAGGAUUAUGCAAAAGAUAGAAUCAACCCCGAGGUUUGGGCGUUGACGCGACGGAACAGAGCCUCACCUCAUGCGGGCCACCAUCUUGUUCGUCGGAUCGGCACGCAAUGGUUGGAGCAGCAGGGCGUGGGUAUUCAGUGGCCCCUUCGUCUGAACAGCACCGGCCGGUAGUGCGUCUCCAUUGAUU
Messenger RNA from Colletotrichum godetiae, 787 nucleotides. RefSeq lists its product as uncharacterized. Gene Ontology annotation, biological process: mitotic cell cycle; chromosome segregation; kinetochore assembly. Gene Ontology annotation, cellular component: nucleoplasm; kinetochore. NCBI's taxonomy places the organism in Eukaryota, Fungi, Ascomycota, Sordariomycetes, Glomerellales, Glomerellaceae. The coding region runs from base 196 to 432 and encodes 78 amino acids. Gene Ontology annotation, molecular function: protein heterodimerization activity. The record is from RefSeq and is a predicted model, not a curated record. The transcript is spliced from 5 exons.